UCUGAGUUACAGGGGGUAGGCGAAGCAGAGUCAACACGGCAACGAUGCAUAAGCUGGUGCUUUGCUGCCUCGUCAUUAUCAGCUUCUCCUCUCCUCUCUCCUCUGUCCCCAUCAUCAAUGCCAGUGAGAUGUCUUAUCAACUCUCAGCUGAUGAAGAUUCGAGAUUGAAGCUGGGCAGCCUAGGAAGCACUUCCUUGCUUCAGUUUUUGCCAGAGCUCUUGGAUACUCUGACUGAAGACAACAAAGCAGGUCUCAGUCCCAGCAGCUACAGCCCAAGGGAAAAUAUAAAAGAGGCUCUCUAUGAAAAUCACCCUCAAGUGGCUUUGCUGGGACGCUUCUUGACCAAGGACAGGAAACAGUACAAGAAGCGUGGGAACCUUUCUGAGUGCUUCUGGAAGUAUUGUGUGUAAAGAGGAGAAGAAACUCUGCCUGACUUUGGGUGCAUAAUUUAAACAGAUGUCUGCAAACAUGUAUAGAAAUUUGCUUAAGAUGAGACUGAA
Molecule: messenger RNA, 500 nt
Organism: Pogoniulus pusillus (Red-fronted tinkerbird)
Lineage: Eukaryota; Metazoa; Chordata; Aves; Piciformes; Lybiidae
Gene: UTS2
Product: urotensin 2
Exons: 4
Coding region: 45-410 (121 amino acids)
Biological process (GO): regulation of blood pressure; blood vessel diameter maintenance
Cellular component (GO): extracellular region
Molecular function (GO): hormone activity
Source: RefSeq, a predicted model, not a curated record